Molecule: messenger RNA, 1242 nt
Organism: Paramecium tetraurelia
Lineage: Eukaryota; Ciliophora; Oligohymenophorea; Peniculida; Parameciidae
Exons: 2
Biological process (GO): proteolysis
Molecular function (GO): aspartic-type endopeptidase activity
Source: RefSeq, a predicted model, not a curated record
AUGAUAAUUUUUAUAAUAGCAUCUGUGUAAUCGCUAGAUGUUCAGCUCAUCAAUUUGCAAUAGGUGUAUUAUAGUGUUCCAAUAACAGCCAAUAAUUUCACUUAUAAUUUAAUUGUGGACACAGGAAGCGAUACGCUUUGGAUAUUUGGAAAACAAAACGAUAGGAGAAAAUAUUAUGAAUGCAAUAAGUGUUAAGCGAUUAUGCAAAAGAGAUUAGACUAUGGUUUGGGAAGCAUCUAUGGUACCUAAUUCACACAAUUGUUCGAAUUCGGCAAUCAAUCACUCAAUUUAUCAGUUGUCGAAGUUGAGAGAGUACAAGAUUUAGAAUCUCUUAUUGCCGAUGGAAUCAUUGGUUUAAGCAAGUAGUAUCCUGAUUCGGAUGCCAAUCUUAUUGACCUCCUGUAUAAUCACACAAUCAUAGAUGUUAAAUAGUUCGGAUUAUUGUUGAGCGAUUAAAUCUGCUCUGCCAAUUCCUUGUUGACUUUAGGUAAGCCAAAUCCAUCUAAUUAUGUGGGACAACUCCAUUAUGUCAAUACUACAAGGAGUGAUCUAUGGAAUGUUUAUGCCAAUUCUGUCCUUGUUUCAAAUGACACUCACUAAUAUAUGUUGGAGUCAAAUAAAUAAUUAAUCUUGUUUGAUAGUGGCACAUCCAAAAUUAUGUUGUCGACCAGAAAGUUUCAUAGUCUGCAUAACAUUUUUAACGAUGACUAUAAUUUACAUUGCGAAUAAGUAAAACAUAAUUAUUUUCAUGAAUUAGUAUGUCAUUACACUACUCAAUUCCCACAUCUAAUUCUUAAUAUUAAUUCUUAAUUAAACCUAACCCUACUUCCCUAGGAUUACAUCUCCUAUUGCGGAUACAACUAUUUUUUGUAAUACAGGUGUUAUUUGAAUUUCUAAAACUUGGACAACGAUGACGAAAUCAUUCUCGGAGUAGUAUUUCUGCAGAAGUAUUAUACUCAUUAUGAUCUAGAAGCUAAAAAAGUAGGCAUUGCUCAAUCAAUCUACUAUAGCAGAGACAAGGUAAGUUUGGGUGAAUUGGGGAAUCAAUACAAUUAUAACAUGCUCUACCUUUCGUUGAUGUCUGUUCCCAUAUUAAUGUUGGUGAUGAUUCUGAGUUUGAAUAUCAUAAGAAUGAAGUAGACUGCAGAUGAGAUAGCCUAGAGCAAUGAGGGUGGUCGUCAAUCGAGAGGGUAGGAAUAAGAAAUGGAACCGAUUACAUUUUCGGUUUAAUCGGUAAGAUGA